CACCACCACCGUCAGCAAAACCCCAUUUUCUCUCCAUCUUCCAUUUACUCUCCUUUUUAAAAAUAUCACUCAUCUCCUCUUAUCGUAAGUUGUAACUGGCCAGCUCUAUAUAUGAUCUAUCACAAUAUUAUUAAUGCCAUCACAAACUUCACAGCAAACAUCCUCCGAUCGAAACCAACCAACUUUGUAAGCUCUCCAACCGACGUCUUGGAUUGGAUCCUUCCAAUGAAGUUGCCUCGUCUCUUCAAAAAGAAGGAAACAACAACGUUAGCAGCCACAUCGGCAGUGCCAUGGCAGUACUGGCCCUCUUGCAACCACCCCAAGACGCUUUCCUUCCGAGCCGGAAGUGGCAGUGACAACAUGUUCAAGACUGUCAACUCCGUCUUCUUCGAUCCAAUUACGGAAGGAGGAGCUGAUCAGUCUUGGUUCAUAAACUCAUCCUCCUCCUCAGAUAAUCAGUCAACAACCGAGUGUGAUCAUGAGGACGGAGAGGAGUCCUUGGAUACGGUGGUGGUUCGAGGGGCAAUAUCCGAGAGGCUGUUUUUCAAGGCGGAAGACACGAGCUCCAUGGUACAAAAGGCGAAAGGCGCCGGCGGAGGAGAGAUGAUGAAUCCGUUGUUGAAGGAAAAGUACGUGGUGGUGUUAGCCAUCAUGGAAUCGGAGGAUCCGUUGAAAGAUUUUAGGAGGUCAAUGGAGGAGAUGGUGGAAUGUCAUGGGCUUAGUAAAGAUUGGGAGGGUUUGGAGGAACUGUUGGGAUGGUAUUUGAAGGUCAACCAGAAGAACAACCAUGGCUUUAUAGUGGCAGCAUUUGUGGAUCUCCUUCUUGCUCUUUCUGCUGCUGCAGCUGCUCCUUCUCAUCAUAAUUAUUAUUAUUCCACUUCUUUUUCUUCUGCCAUUUCUUCUUUUUCUAGAUCUUCUCCAGUGUCAUCUUCUUUUCAAGGUCAGGAGGAGGAUGACAUUGCAGAACAAGUAGAGAUCACAAUGUCUUAGCUAUAUUUAUAAUCCCCGUCACGUCAUGUGAGGUCAAAAUGUGUCAAAAGAUAGGUGUCCCACGAUCCUAAUCCUCUAUAUCAUUUAAUCCAACAUUCGUAUAGUUUUAGAUUGGGCUAAGAGAGAGUCCAUCCCUUUUAGGAGGGCAAGAGCAAGGCAUGGGUAAGGGCAGUGAAUUUGCUUUUACUAUUCACUUUAAACAGUAAUUAUCUUUGUAUAAGUCCACUCUUUUGUGAAGGGCAAUGACACUAUUCACAAA
This is a messenger RNA of Malus domestica (apple), 1249 nucleotides long. Its product is annotated as transcription repressor OFP13-like. The record is from RefSeq and is a predicted model, not a curated record. Gene Ontology annotation, biological process: negative regulation of DNA-templated transcription. Lineage: Eukaryota; Viridiplantae; Streptophyta; Magnoliopsida; Rosales; Rosaceae.